AGCAGCUCGAGGACUGAUCGUGCGGCAGGAUGAGUGCAAGCUCUGAUCCCGUGGUCAUCGUCUCGGCGGCGCGGACCGCCAUAGGUUCCUUCAAUGGUGCUUUAGCCGCUGUCCCUGUCCGUGACCUGGGCUCAGCUGUCAUCAAAGAAGUCCUGAAGAGGGCCGCUGUGGCUCCCGAAGAGGUGUCAGAGGUCAUAUUCGGACACGUUUUGGCAGCAGGUUGUGGGCAGAAUCCUGUUCGACAAGCCAGUAUGGGUGCAGGAAUCCCUUACUCUGUUCCAGCAUGGAGCUGCCAAAUGGUCUGUGGGUCAGGCCUAAAAGCCGUGUGCCUUGCAGCACAGUCCAUAGGGAUAGGAGACUCCAGCAUUGUGGUUGCAGGAGGCAUGGAAAGUAUGAGCAAGGCUCCUCACUUGAUUCAUUUGAGGGCAGGAGUCAAGAUGGGGGAAAUGCCACUGACAGACAGCAUCCUCUCUGAUGGGCUUACCGAUGCAUUCCACAACUAUCACAUGGGCAUGACAGGUAAGGCACCCACGGCCAAAAACACACUGAGUGCGGACAGGUUUCCAGAAGGUCCUAUAACCACUGGCUUUGCAGGUGUUCUCUUCCUGAAGGGCAGAGAUUGUGUCCUGAUCAUUCUGUCUUUCUCUCAUAUGGAAUGUAAAACUCAAGCACAGAAGGGACACUUCAUUUUAGACUUGAAGAAACAAGCCCUGAGAUGUUACAUGCCCUUGCUUAAAUGUAUGUGGCAAUGGCUCUGGGUCCAGGAGCAGUAG
Messenger RNA from Lontra canadensis (Northern American river otter), 773 nucleotides. RefSeq names its product acetyl-CoA acetyltransferase, cytosolic-like. Gene Ontology annotation, biological process: fatty acid beta-oxidation. Bases 30 to 773 code for a protein of 247 amino acids. The record is from RefSeq and is a predicted model, not a curated record. NCBI's taxonomy places the organism in Eukaryota, Metazoa, Chordata, Mammalia, Carnivora, Mustelidae. Gene Ontology annotation, molecular function: acetyl-CoA C-acetyltransferase activity. The transcript has 4 exons.